AUGUUAGAGAACUACAGAAACCUGGUCUUCCUGGGUAUUGCUGUCUCUAAGCUAGACUUGAUAGCUUGUCUGAAGCAAGGGAAAGAGCCUUGGAAUAUGAAGAGACAUGAGAUGGUAACUAAACCCCCAGUUAUGCGUUCUCAUUUUACGCAAGACCUUUGGCCAGAUCAGAGCGUGAAAGAUUGUUUCCAAGAAGUAAUACUGAGAACAUAUACAAGAUGUGGACUUAAGAAUUUACAAUUAAGAAAAUAUUGUAAAAGUGCCAAUGAGUGUAAGAUGCAUGAAGAAGGUUAUAAUAAACUUAACCAUUGUAGGACAACUACCCAGAGAAAAAUAUUUCAGUGUAACAAAUACAUGAAAGUCUUUCAUAAAUAUUCAAAUUCAAAUAGAAAUAAGGUUAGACACACUAAAAAGAAAGCUUUCAUAUGUAUAAAAUGUAGCAAAUCAUUUCUCAUGCUUUCACACUUCAUUCAACAUAAAAGAAUUCAUACUAGAGAGAAUAUCUACAAAUGUGAAGAACGUGGCAAAGCCUUUAAAUGGUUCUCAACCCUUAGUAAACAUAAGAAAAUUCAUACUGGAGAGAAACCCUACAAAUGUGAAGAAUGUGGUAAAGCUUUUAACCAGUCCUCAACGCUUAAAAAACAUAAGAUAAUUCAUACUGGAAAGAAACCCUACAAAUGUGAAGAAUGUGGCAAAGCUUUUAACAGUUCCUCAACCCUUAUGAAGCAUAAGAUAAUUCAUACAGGGAAGAAACCGUACAAAUGUGAAGAAUGUGGCAAAGCUUUUAGGCAAUCCUCACACCUUACUACACAUAAAGCAAUUCAUACUGGGGAGAAACCUUACAAAUGUGAAGAAUGUGGCAAAGCUUUUAACCAUUUCUCAACCCUUAGAAGACAUAAGAUAAUUCACACUGGAAAGAAACCCUACAAAUGUGAAGAAUGUGGCAAAGCUUUCAGCCAGUCCUCAACCCUUAGAAAACAUGUGGUAAUUCAUACUGAAGAGAAACCCUACAAAUGUGAAGAAUGUGGUAAAGCUUUUAGGUGGUCAUCAAAACUUACUUUACAUAAGGUAAUUCAUACUAGGGAGAAAUUGUACAAAUGUGAAGAAUGUGGCAAAGCUUUUAACAAUUUCUGCACCCUUAUGAAACAUAAGAUCAUUCAUACUGGGGAAAAACCCUACAAAUGUGAAGAAUGUGGUAAAGCUUUUAAGUGGUUGUCAAAACUUACUGUACAUAAGGUAAUUCAUACUGGAGAGAAACCCUGCAAAUGUGAAGAAUGUGGCAAAACUUUUAAGCAUUUCUCAGCCCUUAGAAAACAUAAGGUAAUUCAUACUGGAAAGAAACCCUGCAAAUGUGAAGAAUGUGGCAAAGCUUUUAGCCAGUCCUCAACCCUUAGAAAACAUGAGAUAAUUCAUAGUGGAGAGAAACCCUACAAAUGUGAAGAAUGUGGUAAAGCUUUUAAGUGGUUUUCAAAACUUACUGUACAUAAGGUAAUUCACACUGGAGAGAAACCCUGCAAAUGUGAAGAAUGUGGCAAAGCUUUUAAGCAUUUCUCAGCCCUUAGAAAACAUAAGAUAAUUCAUACUGGAAAGAAACCCUACAAAUGUGAAGAAUGUGGCAAAGCUUUUAACAAUUCCUCAACCCUUAUGAAACAUAAGAUGAUUCAUACUGGGAAGAAACCAUACAAAUGUGAAGAAUGUGGCAAAGCUUUUAAGCAAUCCUCACACCUUAUGAGACAUAAAGUAAUUCAUACUGGGGAGAAACCCUACAAAUGUGAAGAAUGUGGCAAAGAUUUUAACAAUCCCUCCACCCUUAAGAAACAUAAACUAAUUCAUACUAGGGAGAAAUUGUACAAAUGUGAAGAAUGUGGCAAAGCUUUUAACAAUUCCUCAACCCUUAUGAAACAUAAGAUAAUUCAUACUGGGGAGAAACCCUACAAAUGUGAAGAAUGUGGCAAAACUUUUAACAAUUUCUCAACCCUUAGGAAACACAAGAGAAUUCAUACUGGGGAGAAACCCUACAAAUGUGAAGAAUGUGGCAAAGCUUUUAACAAUUUCUCAACCCUUACUAAACAUGAGAUAAUUCAUUCUGUAGAGAAACCCUACAAAUGUGAAGAAUAUGGCAAAGCAUUUAACCAGUGGUCACACCUUACUAGACACAAAACAAUUCAUACUGGAGAGAAACCCUACAAAGGUGAAGAAAGUACCAAAGCUUUUAAGGAAUCCUCACCCCUUAUUAGGCAAAUUAAUACUAGAGAGAAACCCUACAAAUGUGAAGAAUGUGGCAAAGCUUUUAACCAUCCUUCAACCCUUACUAAACAUAAGAUAAUUCAUACUGGGGAGAAACCCUAA
Molecule: messenger RNA, 2349 nt
Organism: Piliocolobus tephrosceles (Ugandan red Colobus)
Lineage: Eukaryota; Metazoa; Chordata; Mammalia; Primates; Cercopithecidae
Product: zinc finger protein 729-like
Exons: 6
Coding region: 1-2349 (782 amino acids)
Biological process (GO): regulation of transcription by RNA polymerase II
Cellular component (GO): nucleus
Molecular function (GO): DNA-binding transcription factor activity, RNA polymerase II-specific; RNA polymerase II transcription regulatory region sequence-specific DNA binding
Source: RefSeq, a predicted model, not a curated record